AUGAAGGUUUUUAGCGAGUUUAUUGUUGAGCUGAAGUUGACGGAUCUUCUGGUGUUUGGUUCUUACUGUAACAUUCUGAUUAAGAAGUUUACUGCUUUGAAAAGUGACAUUCGGAGCUGGAACCGCAAUGUUUUCGGCUGGCUAGAUUUAAAGAUUGAAGAGUAUGUAUCUAACCUCAAUACGUUAGAGCUGGACAGCAACUUGGAUUCUACUUCCCAUGAUGAAGAUUUGAACAAGGAAAGGUUGAGAAAUCAGGAGGAGAUGUGGAAGAAUCUCAGGUUAAAAGAAAGUAUGUUGGCUCAAAAAUCCCAUUUAAAUUGGCUUCAGGAUGGGGAUCAAAAUUCAAAGUUUUUCCAUGAUUCCUUAAAAUCUAGAUAUCGUUCGAACUGUUUAUCCGCUAUCAAAAUGGGAGAUGGGAUUGAGGAAGACCCUGAGGCCAUUAAAAGCGAAGUUGUGAAAUACUUUAAGGAGAGAUAG
This is a messenger RNA of Lathyrus sativus (Indian pea), 477 nucleotides long. The record is from the annotation of a GenBank genome assembly. Lineage: Eukaryota; Viridiplantae; Streptophyta; Magnoliopsida; Fabales; Fabaceae.